AUGUCGAAAUCAUAUCAUCAUCAAGUUUAGUAUGUUGCUAAAGAUUAAUAAGAAUAAAAAAGAGAUUCUUAACCAUAUCGAAAAGUAAUUCAAUAAUUAAUUAGUAAUAGUCACAUAAUAAUAAUAAUAAUUAUGAUGGAUUUUCAAGAAAUAAAAAAUAUUAUAAUAAUCGAUAACACUAUUAAAAUGAUAAUAAGAGAGUGGAAUAUGAAUGUAUUUAUCAUAUUAAUAUUAUUAGAAAAAUAAUAAUUAUGUUAGCCUUCAAAUAAUGUUUAUGAUGCAAAAUUAUUACUUUCAGCUUAUAAAGAAUAUAUAUAACCACCAGAAGACAUCAUAUAAUUGACCAAAAAAAUACCAUAAUUAUUUACAACUAAACCAUUCAAACCUAUUUCUUAGACAGCACAUUGCAAUCAUAGUGAUGAAGAAGAACCUCAAUGGAUGCAAGAGUCAUAAUUCAAUGCCCCUUUUUAAUUAAAUGAUAUAGAAAAUGAAAUUUAAUAAAAAAGAGAAUAAUAUCAAAAAAAUCAUGGUACAUUUGAAAAAAAACAGGAAGAAAAAAGAUAAAAGAUAGAAGAAUUUUAAACUAAAUAAGAAGAAAUUAAUAGUAUUGAAAUCGAAAAAUAGAAAUAUAGAGAAAAAAGAGAAUAAGAAUUAAAAUAAUCAUAGGCUGCUAUUGAAACUAAAUAAAAACUCUUUGAACUCUUUUCUUCAAAUAUUGAACCAUUAUAAACUCCUGUUACAAUCAAUCAAAAUAUCUAAACAGUUGAAGAAAUAGAAAAAAGACAAUUAUCUAAUUAAUCUUAAAUUAAUAAUAAUAAAUAAGAUGAAACAGUUAAAUAAUAAGAAACAUGUAUUAGUGAUGAAGAAUUAAAUUAACUUUUGGGUUUUAAUAACAAUAAUGAAAAUUUACAUACUAAAACUUUAGAUUAGUAGCCUUCUGUUCUUUUUAAGAGUGAAUAAAUUAAAACAUCACCAUUUUCUAUAUAAGCUCAAUUACAUAACAAAGACAUUAAUGAAUCAUUAUGGUUUUAUAUAGAUAAAUAAAACAAAGUAAUUUGGAUUUUUUAUUUAGACUUAAGGAGGGUUUCCAACUAAAAAUAUGGAUGUUUGGUAUUCAUAAAAUUAUUUAAAAUCCAAUCUUUUGAUUUCAUGGGGUUCUCCUGGAAAAUGGAUAUAUUUAGAAUAAUUCUAAAACAAUUUAUAAUUGAUAUUAUAAGGAACCUUAGAUAAAUUAAAAGCAAUGGAUCCUUCAGUAGUUGAUUAAACAAAAGCUUAUAAGCCAGCUUAACCUAAUCAAUAACAUUAUGUUUAAAAUAACAGCAAUGUUAGAUAUUAAUAUAACAAUUAUAAUAAUUAAUAUGGAUAAUAAAGAAAUAGAAAUAAUUAAAAUAGAGCUAUCUUUUAGAUUGGAUAAUAGGAUACAUAAUAAAUGCAUUAGAAUUAAUAUUAUUAUUCAAAUGGAAAUUAAUACGAUUAAUCAGGUGAAGGAUUUAUUCUUGAUCCAAAGAAUUUUCCAACACCUGAUGAAAAAUGA
This is a messenger RNA of Paramecium primaurelia, 1534 nucleotides long. Lineage: Eukaryota; Ciliophora; Oligohymenophorea; Peniculida; Parameciidae. The record is from the annotation of a GenBank genome assembly.